CAGAGGAACACCGUCCCUCGCUUUGUCUCGGCGGAGUCGUCGAGGAGGGUCUCUCGCUAUUCGCCGCCUCUGUUUCCUGUGAGACAUCGGUCCCCGGUAAACAUGGCAACCGCCGACCACUUUAAGGAGUGCAUGGAUUUUCGAGACGACUACGAGGAGUGUCUUCACCACCGGAAAGAGGACCAUCCCGCUUUCCGCGUCCGGAUGGCCGGCCAUGAUGACGCUGCGCACGCUGACUUCUGCCUUUGGUACUCCUUUAACACACAUGCCUCCAAGGCCCCCCUGCCCGCCCCGCCCGCCACGUUGAAGACCUUGGGCCGGAAUUGCCACGAGUUUUCGCCCUCCCGCCACGCCUCCACCGCAGGUGGGACCUUGAAGUCCAUGACUGAGGCCUCAGGCGCCGAGUAA
Molecule: messenger RNA, 408 nt
Organism: Nannochloropsis gaditana CCMP526
Exons: 4
Source: RefSeq, a predicted model, not a curated record